AUGCCGAUCCAAUGGAUCCAUCGUUUCGACAUCGCAGCUCACGUGCCUUUGGAGGGCACCAUCACAUAUGCCGCCCUGGCAGCCUCCGCACGCGUCGACGAAGCCCUCCUGAAGCGCCUGCUGCGCUCCGCGAUGCUCUCCGCGCACCUCUUCCGCGAGCCCGAACCCGGUCGAGUCGCCCACUCCGCCUCGUCACGUCUGCUCGCCCGCGACGCCGACCUGCGCGGUCUCCUCGAGUUCGAGCUGACGAUCCUCGCGCCGGCCCUCGCGCGGACGGUAGAUGCCCAGCGGAAGUGGAAGUUUAGCGAUGCGCCUACGCAUACGGGUUUCAACCUUGCGCUGGAGUAUCCGGAUCGGCCGUUUUAUUCGUUUGUGGCUGAGCAUCAGGAGAAGAGGGAUGCUCUUGAUGGGGCUUUUGUGGAGUUUGCUCGCACGGAGGGGUGGGCGAAGAAACAUCUGCUUUCGGGGUUUGAUUGGGAUAGUCUACCUGCUGAGGGCAAGAUCGUGGAUGUUGGCGGCAGUUUGGGGCACAACUCGAUGUUUCUGGCCAAAGAGUUUCCAAAGUUCAAGUUCGUCGUGCAGGACCUACCAGGCGUCGCCACCGAAGGAAAGAUGCGCCUACCAUCCGACAUGGCCAACACCAUCUCCUUCCAAGCCUACGACUUCCUCACCCCGCAACCCAUCCAAGACGCCGACGUGUACUUUUUUCAAAACGUCUUCGUCGACCACUCCGACGACGAAGCCGUCUUGAUGUUGCGCAACACCAGAAACGCGAUGAAGAAGCCCGGCGCGAAACUCAUCAUCCGGGAGCCUGUUGUCCCUGAGCCCGGGACGAUUCCUGUGGAGGAUGAGUUGAGGAUUAGAACAUUUUCGGCCAUUGGAGAUGCUGGCGAUGAACUCGACGCUGAGGAGAUGUUUGGCGCAUUGCCUUGA
Molecule: messenger RNA, 933 nt
Organism: Zasmidium cellare ATCC 36951
Lineage: Eukaryota; Fungi; Ascomycota; Dothideomycetes; Mycosphaerellales; Mycosphaerellaceae
Exons: 3
Coding region: 1-933 (310 amino acids)
Molecular function (GO): O-methyltransferase activity
Source: RefSeq, a predicted model, not a curated record